CUUCAUCACAGCUGUCAUACCGCGAGCUCUGCGCUGAGCGAGAAGUGCGGUACGAUAUGUUGACGGCGGCCAGCAGUCUGUCCGCAGCACUUGAGUUUUAUCAGACAUCAUUGCGCGGACCAGCAGCUCUUUAACGAGAAUUUAGCACGAGGAAGCAGGCAAGGAGGAUCCUUCGCCUGAGGCAUCCUGCCAUGUGGAGACAGGCGACGUCUCGGGCUCGGGUUCUGCGCCGGCUGGUGACGGGCGCAAGACCCCUCACCACCACCCGCCCCGCGGCCACCACCCCCGCCCCCCAGGAUGAAAGAAACGCGGGAGAUGCUAGAAAUGUGGCUGGCGGACGCGUGCCGCGAGAGGCGGACGUGGUGGUGGUAGGCGGGGGCGUGCUCGGCUGCAGCUGCCUGUACCACCUGGCCAAGCUGGGGGUCACCAACACGGUGCUACUGGAGGCUCACCAGUUGACAGCAGGCACUACCUGGCACACAGCGGGGCUGAUGCACGGCCUGGCCAGAAGCGAGACAGACUUCUUGCUCCGGCAGACAACUCGCCAAAUCCUUAACCGGCUGGAGGCUGAAACUGGUGUCAGUCCUGGCUGGAUCAUGAACGGGUCGCUCCUCGUCUCAUCGACCAGAAGCUGCCCAGAAGUACGGAAGGAUGACUUCAAGCGAUGGGUGACCUUCAUGCGCGCCAUGGAGUACGAGUGCGAUCUUAUCACCCCCUCACAGGUCAAGGACAUCUACCCGCUGAUGGAGACGAGCGACGUCAACUGUGCCAUCUACUCCCCGACUGAAGGUCAGAUGGACCCCGCGGGUUUGUGCCGCGGCCUGACUCGGUGGGCGACGCAGGCGGGGGCGGGCGUGGUGGAGGGCUGCCCUGUCACGGACAUCAAGACGACGGAGACGCUGCUGGGGGGCAGGCGGGUGGCCGAGGUGCAUACCCCCUACGGCAUCAUCAAGACCAAUGCGGUGGUCAACGCAACGGGUAGCUGGGGAAACACCAUCACCUCUAUGAUCGGGGUCACUCUCCCUCUGCAGUCUUUCCGCCAUGGCUAUGUGGUGACGGAGACAAUACCUGGGGUGGCUGGCAAACCAAACGUGCGAGAAUACACCAGCUCCUGCUAUAUCAAGAUGCAGGGAGACAGCCUCAUCGUCGGGUCCUUCGAGCCCAACCCGGACCCCAUCGAUAAGAUUAGUCCUGACUUCCCAUUUGGACUCUUCGAGAUGAACUGGGGUAUGUUCGGUCCCGUGUACCAGAAAGUUAUGAAGCGGAUUCCAGCCCUGGAGAAUGCUGGCAUCAAGACAACAAUUGUGGGUCCCGAAUCCUUUACCCCUGAUGGUCAGCCAGUCAUAGGAGAAGACCCGAACGUGCAAGGAUUCUUUCACUGCUGUGGCUUCAGUAGUCACGGGAUGCAGCACUCAGGCGGAUGUGGAGACCAGGUGGCCAAGUGGGUGGCUAAGGGUGAGCCCGAGCUUGAUCUCUUUUACAUGGAUGUUCGACGUUUUCACCCGCCACUAUCCAAAAACAAGGCUUGGGUCUUGGCUCGCUCCCAGGAAUGUCUGUCCAGCAAUUACAGCGUCCUCUAUCCUCACGACGAACCUCUUGCCGGGCGAGGACAGAGGCUCUCCCCGCUCCAUCAGGAGCUGGAGGCAGCAGGUUGUGUGUUCCAGGAGGUUAACGGGUGGGAGCGCCCUGGUUGGUUUCACUCAAGCCCAGCACCUGUUCUUCCCUAUGACUGGUACGGUGCCUACGACCACACCCCACCGCACACUGACCACCCCUACUACAACCUCCUUAAACAGGACUACACAUUUGACUUUCCCGCCCAUCACCAUGUGAUCCAGCAGGAGUGUGCGGCUUGUAGGGAACGCGCUGCCGUAUUUGACAUGACUUCCUUUGGCAAGUACUUCCUGAGUGGACCAGAUGCUCAGAAGACUGUUGACUGGAUUUUCUCCGCUGACAUGGGGCGUCCCUCAGGCUCUACCAUAUACACCUGCAUGCUGAAUAAUCGUGGUGGUGUGGAGGCAGACCUCACGGUGAGUGUAUGUGAAGGAGGUGAUGGGACACCAUGCAACCCUUCCUUUGAGGGACGAUGGUUUUACAUCACCACGGGAGGAUCCACUGGCCGCUACUGUGAAGGACACAUCCUGAAGGAAGCAAGGAAGCGAGGGUGGCGCAUCACCCUACAAGACCACACGGAGAGCCUGGCGCUUCUUUCGGUGCAGGGACCACACAGCAGGGACAUCUUACAGCAGCUGACUCAAGCUGACCUUGGAGACUCCUCCUUCCCAGUCUCAUCCCACAAGCUCAUUACUUUGGGUGGCCACACCCUUCGCGCUCUCAGGCUCUCCUUCGUGGGAGAAUUAGGUUGGGAGCUGCAUGUGCCACGUGACUCCGCCCUGGCUGUGUACCGCUCGGUGAUGGCUGCUGGAGAGCCGCGGGGAAUAGCCAACGCUGGCUUCCGUGCCAUGGACUCCCUGUCUUGUGAGAAGGGUUACCGCCACUGGCACAGCGAUGUUACUCCCGAUGACACUCCCCUUGAGGCCAGUCUUGCUUUCACUUGUAAGUUAACCACACAAACCGACUUCAGAGGCCGAGCUGCCCUUGAGCGCCAGCGAGCCGAGGGAGUUUCCAAGAAGUUGGUGACGAUGACACUGGAGAAUGGAUCGCAGCCUCUCUGGGGUCUGGAGGGCAUCAUUCGUGACAACCAGGUGGUAGGCUACACUCGCCGAGCGGAGUACGCUUUCAGUCUAGACCGCGCCAUUGCUUAUGGCUACGUGCGGCACCCCGAGGGCGGUCCUGUUACAAAAAAAUUCCUAAGCAGUGGGACUUGGGAACUUGACGUUAUGGGUGAGCGCUUCCCUGUGGCCCUUCACUCCCGUCCACCGUUUGACCCAUCAAAUCUGCGGGUGAAGGGCAUCUACAAGGAGUGAUAAGAGUCUGCCCAGCCAUGUCAAAAACCCAUGGAUAGACCUGAUCAUAGUAAUAAGGAAAUUUUUGUUGAUAUAUAUACAAGGCCUCAUCAAAUAUCACUUCCAAGGCUGGUGCAUCUUUUAGAGUUAAUCUAAUGGAGUUACUAAAUGGUAAACACUUGUGAUUUCCAAUGAAUGGACAGAUACAUUAUGGUUGUGGCUCACUGUCGACCUUCCAUAAAAAAGUUUUCCCUCCAGCAAGAUGUCUGACAGGCAACAGAGUUUGACAAUCUUUAAUGUGUGUUUUAGAGUGCAUUAAUGUUAUUGACUGAAUGUUUUAUCUUGCUAGGGGCUAUAAAUUAUCGUGUUUUUUUUAUAAUAAUAAAUAACGAAUGGGUCCACUCACAUUGAAACAAAUAAAAAAAUACAUUAUGA
This is a messenger RNA of Eriocheir sinensis (Chinese mitten crab), 3341 nucleotides long. Its product is annotated as sarcosine dehydrogenase, mitochondrial-like. Gene Ontology annotation, molecular function: protein binding; oxidoreductase activity. Lineage: Eukaryota; Metazoa; Arthropoda; Malacostraca; Decapoda; Varunidae. Bases 192 to 2927 code for a protein of 911 amino acids. Gene Ontology annotation, cellular component: mitochondrion. The transcript is spliced from 13 exons. The record is from RefSeq and is a predicted model, not a curated record.